This is a messenger RNA of Prorocentrum cordatum, 445 nucleotides long. The record is from the annotation of a GenBank genome assembly. NCBI's taxonomy places the organism in Eukaryota, Dinophyceae, Prorocentrales, Prorocentraceae.
GACGCGUGCGAAGAAGGCGGCCUGGUCAUGAACGACACGGGCCGCAGUCACUUCUUGCUGAAGAACAGUGGGUUAUCGGACAAAAGACCGGAUGAUUUGAAAUUACACGUGGCAGGCGAUAUUUCACAGCAUCGAGCACUGCAGGGUCUCAUGCUGCGUCUAGGCAAGCAGGGCCAGAUCGGACAGCACACCGACUGGGCCUGGCAUGGUGAAUCAGGAGACGGCGCUGACCCAGAAGGAAUGGACGAAUCUUGGUGUAAAGCUUACAACGACGAGCAGUGCGAGUGGAGCUAUGACCAGGACUACGGUUGGACAGCUAAACAAGAUGGAGAAUGGUAUUUCCAGGAAUACGACGACAUCUGGGCUAGGUAUGACGAGAACGGCGACAUGACGGAGUACUACGAGGCAGACCAGGAUGACCACGACACCUACUUCGGCGGCAAGG